AUUCAGUCGCCCGAGUUGCGUGACUUACGAUAUUGUGUAACAGUUGAUCUUAAAUUCCUAAUUCUACUCUACUAUGACUGGUCGCGGUAAGGGAGGAAAGGGAUUGGGAAAGGGAGGAGCAAAGCGGCACAGGAAGGUGUUGCGUGAUAACAUCCAGGGUAUAACAAAGCCGGCCAUUCGCCGUCUGGCUCGUCGUGGCGGAGUUAAACGUAUUUCCGGAUUAAUCUAUGAGGAAACUCGUGGUGUGCUCAAGGUGUUCCUUGAAAACGUCAUCAGAGACGCUGUCACCUACACCGAACACGCCAAGAGGAAAACCGUAACUGCAAUGGACGUCGUCUACGCCCUGAAGCGUCAAGGCCGCACCCUUUACGGAUUCGGAGGUUAAAUGACGUGUUUUUGAGCAGCUAUAGCCCCAGCAGUAGUUCAACAACAGCAUCAACGUUCAAUCGGCCCUUUUCAGGGCCACGAAUCAAUUCUAACAGAGAACAAUUGGGCUCGUACGAUAAUGCUAUCAAUUUCUAUUUGAAUGUCUCUUCUAUGUUUCAAUGUUCCACAAAGGUGAUAAGCAUUAUUGUCGUCUCUCCUGGUCACUUAAAUCUGACUCCUGCCAAAGUUGGUGGAAUUCAUCGUGCUAGAGUACGAUUUCCGCGCACCUUCGUAUGAUGGUGUCCUAGGGCAAUAGAUUAUGACGGUUGUAAAAAAUAAUUGAUAUUGUAAUGAUUUGGUGCUAUUUGAAUCCUCCGGUCCAAGGCUAGAUUUCAGCAAUCAUGACUACGAAAUGCGUUGAAGAUCUUUGAAGGGUGAAAUAUAAAAGCCAAUAGAACUA
Athalia rosae (coleseed sawfly) is the source of this 826-nucleotide messenger RNA. RefSeq names its product histone H4. The record is from RefSeq and is a predicted model, not a curated record. Bases 74 to 385 code for a protein of 103 amino acids. Gene Ontology annotation, molecular function: protein heterodimerization activity; structural constituent of chromatin; DNA binding. Gene Ontology annotation, biological process: nucleosome assembly. Gene Ontology annotation, cellular component: nucleosome. The transcript has 2 exons. NCBI's taxonomy places the organism in Eukaryota, Metazoa, Arthropoda, Insecta, Hymenoptera, Athaliidae.